AUGAAAAGCGGCGGCUCGAGCGCGGCGUUAUCCAAAUUAAAAAGCUCCACAUCAGGGUUAGGGGCGGACCCGGGAGGGGGAACAGGGCCGCCGCCAGCGCGGCGGCUGAAGCUGAAAGAGUUUCUGACGAUCACGAACAGCUUCGACGAGAACGGCGUUCUAGGGGAGGGCAGCUUCGGCAAGGUGUACCGCGGCGUGUGGGAGGAGACGCCGGCGGGGCGAGGCGGGGGGGGCGAGGUGGUGCGCACGCAGGUGGCGGUGAAGAAGCUCAACCCGGAGAGCUUCCAGGGCUACGAGGAGUGGCUGGUGCGCCCCCCCCCCCCCUCCCUCUCGCGCGCACCCCGCGCUCCCCGCUUUGUCGCGCACGCCCUUCCCCGUUGCUAUGCCCCUUACUCUGCGCUCUCGUUUUUGCCACGCGUCUGCAUGGUCGCGGAGGUGCUGCUACUGGACAAGCUGCGGCACCCGAACCUGGUGCGGCUGGUGGGGUACUGCGCGGAGAAGGGCGAGGCGCUGCUGAUGUACGAGCUCUGCCCCAACGGCUCGCUCGACGACGUCCUCUUCGAACCGGAGGAGUACGUGUUGUCGUGGGAGCAGCGCGUGCGCAUAGCGCUGGACGCGGCGAAGGGGUUGGCGUAUCUGCACGAGAGCAACAUCAUCCAUCGCGACUUCAAGGCCUCCAACAUCCUGCUCGCCGAGGACUACUCGGCGCGGUUGACGGACUUUGGCAUGGCGCGGGCAGGGCCGGACGGCGGGGAGACGCACAUCUCGACGCGAGUCAUGGGCACGCUGGGCUACCUCGACCCCACUUACAUGGAAACCGGGCGGUUGACGAAGAAGAGCGACGUGUACGCGUUUGGAGUGCUGCUGCUGGAGCUGCUGACGGGGCGGCGCACAACCGGCGAGAGCGGCAACGACAGCCUGACGACGUGGAUCCGGCCGUUCCUGUCGCAGCGGCGGCCGGACCUGAACCUGCUGGUGGACCCGCAGCUGAAGGGCGAGUUCAGCAAGGCGGGUGCGGUGAAGAUGGCCAUCCUGGGCAAGCACUGCAUCCACGACGACCCCGGCCUGCGCCCUGACAUGACCACCCUCGCAGAGAACCUCGAGCUCGUUGACAUCAAGGACCCUGCGCCGCCGCCCCAGGCUGGAUGA
Messenger RNA from Closterium sp. Naga37s-1, 1149 nucleotides. The record is from the annotation of a GenBank genome assembly. Lineage: Eukaryota; Viridiplantae; Streptophyta; Zygnematophyceae; Desmidiales; Closteriaceae.